ACAACAGAAAUGUAUUAUUUCACUUUUGGCCAGAAGUCCAAAAUCAAAGUGUCAGCAGGGCUAUGUCCCCUCCGAAGGCUCCAGGGAAGGAUCCCUCCUUGCCUUCUCUAGCUUCCAGUGGCUCCAGGUGUUCUUUUGACUUGUGAGUGCCUGACUCCAAACUCCACCUCUGUCUUCACAUGCACUUUUCCUCUUUAUCCCUAUCUCUUUCCUCUAUUGUCGCUCUCAAAUCCCCCCUGUGCCUUUCUCUUAUAGGAAUACUUGUCAUUGAAAUUAGGGCCCGCCUGGAUAAUCCAUGAUGAUCUCGUCUCAAGAUCCUUAACUUAAUGGCAUCUGCAGAGACUGGUUUAUCAAAUAAGGCACUACAGGAGUUCCUGGAGGAUACUGGUCUGAAGUUAGCAUGACCUUGACCCAAGAAACUUAUAGUCCUGAUAAGAACUUCCAUCAGAACUCCAGAUGUAAGUCACGCUUCCUGGGUUACGCUAUUGGUGGUGAUGGUGGGAGAGGGAAGGAGGGUGGGAUGAAGUAAGAGCCUACUAGUCGUCACAGAUGUGUAUGGCUUUGACUGCCAGGCAUAGGAGUCUGGUAGUUUUGAGGGUCUAUCAGUAUAUGAAGUCCUUUGAUCUUCUUGGCUUCCAGAAGGUAGCACAGGCCUUGCUGUUUGCCCAGGCCCAUGGGGUCAGCCCUCUUGGGUACCGUGGCAUGCAGAUGAGGGUGCUCACCCAAGACACCCUGUAGUGCUGAUUACUGACCGAAGGCACUGAAUAUCUGAUAUACUUUGGACAAAUCUCAUGUUGAAAGUAGAUCCCCAGUGUUGGAGGUGGGGCCUGGUGGGAGGCAUUUGGAUUGUGGGGUCAGAUCCUUUAUGGCCAUUUGGUGCCAUCCUUGUGGUAAUGAGCAAGUUCUUGAUCUACUAGUUCCUAAGAGAUCUGGUUGCUAAAAAGAGUCUAGCAGCAUCCUCCGCUCCCUCUCCUCCUCUCUUACCAUGUGGUAUGCACACACCGGCUACCCUUCACCUACUGCUCCAGCGCCACGCGUCAUGUACAGCCUGUAGAACUCUGAGCCAAGUAAACCUCUUUUCUUUAUAGAUUAUUGACUUUCAGGUAUUCCUUUAUAGUGACAGGAGUAGACCAAGACAAAAUCUAUGUAUCAUCUAUCUAUCUGUCUCCCUACUCCCACUUCUGUGACAGGAGACUUAUCGCCUGGUCCUGCCCUCAACCCAAGCUUCUGUGACCAUCUCCCACUCAAAUCUGCCCCAACAGUAACCUCAAGUGGGCUUGAGUCCUUGUCACCCCAACUUGCACUAAUUUUGUUUCCUAUGCUUCAGAAUUGUACUUGUUAAUAUAUAACAAUAUUCGGGCUACCCUAGUUCAUGUAACACCUUUGAGAAGUGGCAGUGAGCAAUUGCUUCCGCCAGGUGCACACAGCCCCACACCAGUGUGCAGGGUCUGGUUAGUGGAGGACAGCCUAGGCUGCAGCUGAAUCUUACCUCAUCAGGGCACAGCCAAGCCAGGUCCUGAAGGCAUGGCCCCUGGCUGGAUUAUUGCGAGGCAGUGGACACCUUCACAGCUAUUCGCUUUAUCUUUAUGACUGUUUCCCAAAGGUUCCCCUGACUUGAGCUCAAAGGAAGGUCUCUCAGGGCCGCCCAUCCUGACUUUCUGGUCACAUCACAAAUGACCUUCCCAAGGGUCACAUCUUCACUAAACACACCUGGCCUCUUCCAGACCCCACCAUUGCUACAAGCCUGAGGCAAGAGGGUACCCACUUCUCUUCUCUGUCUCAACACAUCCACCUGGGCCUGGCUUUCACUGAUUCCUCACAGCAUGGCCGAGACCACAGUGUAAUGUUUAACAGGGUUUCAUCAGAGGUCAAGGCUAAAGGAAGGAACGUAAAAUCACAUAGGGGUGUUUUGGCUACACGAUAACCUCACAAAGACAUGAUAUCAAUAUAUUUCCCAAAGUCUGGUUUCAAAAAGUCUUGGGAUGCAGCAUUACACGUGGGCUUGCUGUGAGAAAUACACAUACUCCUGGACUUACUAUGGGGUCCCAUUCAGACAAACCUGUUGCAAAUAUCACAGUCCCUUAGCUCGACUCCCUUAAACAUGCUCAGAACAUACAUCAACUUCAGCUGGGCAAAGUCACCCAGUGACACAGGACAACGUAGAGUAUCAUCAUUCACCCUCAUCAUCGUGGCCGACUGGGAGCUGCAUGCAGCCCACUGCCGCUGCUCAGCAUGGAGAGGGAGUAUCGGACCACACAUCACUAGCCCGGGAAAAGAGCAAAUGGCAAAAUUCAUUCCAAGUAUGGUUUCUAUGGAACACGUGUCACUUUUACACCAUCAUAACGUCAAAAAAUCAUUCCUGACCUGUAGAAUCUGGGAGCAUAAGGAUGACAUGGUUGUUUCAUGGUUUUUUAAUGCAACAAUAGGCUCUCUAGUCCUCAUCCUCCAUCCAAGUGGCCGUCUUGUGCAGGUAAUUCUUUUCUCUCCCCUCACCCUUUCCCCCUGCUUUUCCCUACUGUCUCUCCUCCUGUUUCUCUCUGAGUCUCUUUCCCGUUUCUGCCUUCCAGAGCAUCCUCUGCAGUUCGAGGUCAUCCUCUUCUCCAGCUGCCGCUGCAGAACCCCAAGUGUGGUCCCCACGCCCCCUCACUGUACACUUCGGCAGGAAGGCGCCUCUGUGUCCCCCAUCCUCACCCUCCACUGCACCUGUCCUGCUUCGUCUCUUCCUCCUGGACUCAGGUUGGCCUUAGGCCCUGCUCCAAAAGGAGGACAUUCACCAGAGCUUCAGACUUCCUCCUGCUGCCGCUGCUCCUCGGAAGCUAACCUGGUGACUGCGGAUGUCUAG
Messenger RNA from Cercocebus atys (sooty mangabey), 2842 nucleotides. RefSeq lists its product as uncharacterized. Bases 2102 to 2842 code for a protein of 246 amino acids. The record is from RefSeq and is a predicted model, not a curated record. The transcript has 4 exons. NCBI's taxonomy places the organism in Eukaryota, Metazoa, Chordata, Mammalia, Primates, Cercopithecidae.